GCCGAUACACGCACACACCUCCCCAUUCUCACGUAAACAACCCUGGUCUUUUCCCCUCCAAUGGGUGGGACUGUGCGUAGCCUAUUAUUUGAUAAGAUUUAGGCGUGGCGCGGUGGGUGACAUCAUACUGUGGGAAGGAAGCGCAUCCACUUGGAAGAAGGUUCACUCCUAAAAAGGACGCCAAGCAGACGAGGACAGGGUGUGUUCUGUGUCACUUGUAGAAAUGUCUAAUUGUUAAAACGUCGGGUGUCAACGUUUCCUGUACUAUCUCCAUUUCGGACGUACGGUUAGUACCAACAUCAACAAGUCCUUACGCUGUGUCGGUGUGUGUUUUAUGAAUAAGAACUGGACGCGAUUUGAACGUGACCGACAACCACCUGCGAACGCGCUGACGACUGACAGAGAGAGGACAUAGCAACAAGUUGAAGACUGCGGGAGUUCUGCAGGAUUACCGAGGUGGAACAAGUUACUGUUUGUGUGUGUGAAAAGGAACAAGGUUCUGUGACAGCACCGUGCAUACGUGUACACAGCGCUACUGAACAAUGCCGUUUCUCAAGUCCAAGUCUCUGGAGCGGAGCCGCGCGCGCUUCGGCUUCACGCGUGCCGUGGAACAUGGCUUCCCGCACCGACCCAGCUCCAUGGCCUACGACCCCAAGCUCAAGCUCUUCGCCAUAGGAACAGACACUGGUGCCAUUAAGCUGUAUGGGAGGCCAGGUGUGGAGAUCUCAGCGGUGCAUCGCGCCGUGCUGCCCGUCAAAAAGCUGCUCUUCCUCCCAGGACAGGGUCGUCUACUCAGUUUGCUAGGCGACAACACGAUACAUCUAUGGGAGAUCAACCCACGAGACGAGCUCCGGUCCAUGCUGGAGGAAGUGAACGUGUUUGUUCCAGAUGACAAGAUCGGCCGCAUCUCGGCAUGCUGUCUCCUUUCGUCCGGCAAGUUCUUACUGCUGGGUACCGAGGGAGGUAACGUGCAUCUGAUGGACGCCGUCAAUUUCGUGCUUUCCGACCGGGUCGUCUCCCAGGAAACCGCCAUGCAGAACGUGCCCGACGACUACAAGGUCGAUCCCGGCGCCGUGGUCGCCCUGGCACCGCACCCCAAAACUCGCAGCAAGGUGCUGAUUGGCUACUCCAGAGGGCUCAUGGUCACGUGGGACGAAGAACAGGACGGGACGUCGGAGACGAUAGUAGGCAGCGAACAGCUCGAAUCCGUGGAGUGGUACAGAAAUGGCGACAAGGUCAUCAGUUCACACACAAACGGCACCUACUACAUUUGGAGCCUCUCCGAUACCUCCGCCCCCGAGCAAGGCCCCCUAACACCCUUCGGUCCCCCACCCUGCAGAGCCAUCAGCAAAAUAAGCGCCAAAACAACGAAAGACGAGAACUUUUUCUUGUUUACCGGAGGACUUCCACGUGACCAGGACGACCGAGCAACACUCGUCGUGAUGAAGGGUAGAGAUAGUCAGGUUCUCGAAUUCCCGUCCCGCAUAGUAGAUUUUCUUACAAUCACAGACGCCACAGAAGAUUCAGAGCACGACAAUCCGCACACCCUCAUGGUCCUCACAGAAGAAGAAGUCGUCGCUGUCGAUUUGGAGACCGACGGGUGGCCUGUGUUUGAGCAGCCGUAUCUGAACAGUCCUCACUCGUCCAACGUCACAUGCGUGCAACUCUACACAGACGUGUCGCAAGAACUGUGGAACAACCUCAAGGAGGCAGGGCAAAAGCAGAGAGCAGGACGUUUCUCUCAACGGGACUGGCCAAUAGACGGAGGUGAGCUGCUCAGUGAUGACCCUGAUCCCAUGCCAAGGGAUCUUCUGGUCACGGGUCACGAAGAUGGUUCCAUCAAGUUCUGGGACGUGUCGACGGUGGCCAUGCGGGCGAUCUACCGCUGCAGCACGGCAGAAGUAUUCGUGACCGGUCGAGAACAGCAAGGACAACCCCUCUCUCCGAAUAGCCAAGUUUUUGACAACCGGCUUAAGGACAUAACGUACGUCGAUGCCGACGCCCUUGAGAGUGGAAAGAGCGAGGAAGAACAAGGUUCACAGACACCCGGGUCCCAAAAGACGCCUCAGGAGGGCCGCAUGAUAUUCAAGUACACCGUCGAGGGAGAGACCAAAGAAGGCGUACCACCAAUCCGUAAGAUCGGUCUCUUUGACCCAUUCAGCGACGACCCGCGACUUGCCGUUCAGCAUAUCGAACUGUGCCCGUCUACCGGUAUCAUGGCCGUGGGCGGCGCGUCCGGGCAGGUCGUCAUCAUGGAGAUGAGCCCCGUUGGCGAGGGGCAAAGUCAGGAGCUGGUUACCUCAGCAGUUGACAUCACCGCCGGCGUGGAAGGAUAUCAAUGGAAGGGCAGUGGAAAAUUGUCCGCAAGGAAUGACGUUAUAGCCUUCCCUGGCUUUCAGAGCAGGCAGCUGAUUCAGUGUAACCCCGCUGCCCCCACAACGGCUCUAGCCUUGGAACCGAAGCUCGGCCUUGUCGCUGUUGGCACCAUGCAAGGACUGGCAAUGUUUGAUUACAGACAGAAGAGAGUGGUCAGCACCAGAUGUACCAUGACCCCCGAAGAAAUAGCUGGUUCACUAGAACCGAGGAGUCAGCAGAGGAAGUCCCUGCGCGACUCCCUCCGCCGAUCCAUCCGCAAAUUCGGUAAGGGGUCGAAGCGAACCCCGUCGGUAGAAGACAGUACCGAGACAGUCAAUGAUGAUGCAGAGUUCAAAGCUGUCCGAGCAAGUCAACUGGCGGGCAGCACUAUCAAAUCUUUUGAAUUCAGUCCCGUUGGCCUUAAUGGAGACGAAGGUGGAUCCGCAACGCUGUUUGUCGGCACCAACUCGGGAAAGAUCAUGGCGUACGACGUCAAGGUGCCCAAGGGAGAUGACAUGAAGAGAAUGGAAGAGGAAGUGACGGCAGAGUACACCAAAGAAGUGCAGCUGCAACAUGGCGCCCCGGUCAUUCAUCUCGCCCUCCUAGACGCCACUGGUCAGGUCAUCACAUUCGCUUCGGACGACGACUUGAAGGGUAAAGAAGGCCAACAGCUUCUUGUUGUUUCUGAAGAAAAAUUCAAGACGAUCGCCCUACCAACCAUGAAGACACAACAGAAGUACUGGCUCUCCCUCCAAGACGGCUGCCUGGUCCGCCGGGUCUCCCACAUGAGCAUGCCCGCCACAGAAGUCACAGAAGCCGAGAAUUACGUCACCUGUAUGACAUCAGAUGGUGAAGUCUGCGCUUUCCUGACCCCAGCCCUGAAGCAGGUCGCAGAGUUUGAAGUGACAACCAAGGAGAACGUCAUUGGUACUAAGCAAUGUGCCUUGACCAGCAAAGGCGAAUGUUUCUAUUUCCUGUCUCCGUCCGAGAUGCAACGGUGUGCCAUCACGCCAAAGUACAUCGUCGAGCCAAAAUGCACCUUCCGCAUCCCCGAGGGAGACCGUCCUCCACGGACAACGACAUGGAGACCAGAAGACAUCGAGCUUCCCGUUGUAGGCUCUCCAAUAGGUAUGAUGAAAGGCGCUGUCGAAUCUGUCGGGGAUAAGGUUAAAGGUGCAACAGGGAAAGUAGAAGAAGGAGCAAAAGAAGCUAAGAGUAAAGUAGCUGACACAGCUAAGAGUGUCGAGGAGAAGGUGGAGGAAAGUGCAAAGCAGGCUAAGGAAAAGACAGAAGAGAAAGCUAAAGAAGUUAAGGAAAGCGUAGAAAGUGCGGCUGAAGUCGCAAAGGACAAGGCAGAGCAUGCUGCAGAGGCUGCAAAAGGAAAGGCAGAAGACAUGGCUAAGGCUGGCAAAGAAAAAGCAGAGCAAGCAGUUGACGCAGUAGAGCAGAAGGUAGAGCAUGCUGCAAAAGGUGUAACGGAAGCAGCUAUGGGAGCUAAAGAGAGCUUAGCGGCAAAGCUGAAGGGCGCUGAAGCUAAAGCAGACAAUGUAGCUAAAGAAGCAGAGGGGGUGGCAGAUGAAGCUGCUGCAAAAGUAGAAAAAUCUGUAGAGAGCGCAGAAGCCGCUGCUGAGGGUGCCAAGUCUGAAGUAGAGGGCACUGUUAAUGAUGCUUUGGAAGAAGCUAAAGAUACUGCUAAAGCUGCAGAAGACGCAGCGGAAGCAGCAAAAGAAGAUGCAGAGGCAAAAGUUGAGGGUGCAGUAGCCAGUGCCGAAGCAGUUGCUAAGGAUGCUGCCGAUAAGGUGGAGGGAACUGUAAAAGAAGUAGAAGACGAGGCAGAUGCAGCAGUAAAAAGUGCUGCAGUCGCUGUAGAGAAUGCUGAAGAAAAGUUGGAAGAAUCCUCCAAGGAAGCUCAGGCUAGUGUGCAGGAAGCGGUAGAAAACGCACAGGCUCAGGUGGACGGUGUGGUGGAUGGUGCAGAUAGCGCAGUUGGAGCAGUGACCACCAAAGUGGAGACCUUGGUGCAGGAUGGGGACACCGUGGAAAAAACCGUCACGGUGACCCAGCAUACCGUGCACGAGGUGGUGGAUGGUGUAUCAGGCCGCUACGAGGUGGAUCUUGAAGGAUCUGGAAUGGAAGUCGACGGUGAGGCUCUUGAGGUUAGUACGCCAAAGGGUAGGUUUUCGAGCAAAGUUCGGGGGAUCGACGUGAGCCCAAACCUUGGAAGAUGGAAAUUUGGAGGAAGGGAAAAAGACAUAAGAGGAGAAGUGGCACUACCCGAAGCAGAGCACAUUAUAGGUGCUCGUCGUGAACUCUACAUUGAAGAAGCUGAUCUUGAGAUUGAAGGCCCAGAACCAAAGAAGGGACGGUUUAAUGGUUUUAAAGGACCAAAGUUUGGUUUUGGGCGAGGAUCGUACGACAUCCAUGGAGCCGAAAUGGAAUUAAAAGGACCAGAUGGAUCAUUCAGUGGACCAGACAUCGAAAUGCCAGACGUUGAGGGGAAAGACAUCAACUUGGAAGGGCGCGACGUCAAAGGAGGCUUCAAGUUGAAGGGCCCUAAUUUCGAUAGACCAGAUAUUGACAUCAAAGGACCAAAAUUCAAAGGACCCAGCUGGAAAAUGCCUUCAUUCGGAGGAAAGGCUGAUGUAGAUCUUCCAGAGGCAGAAGUCAGAGGACCAAGUGGAAAACUAGAAGGUCCCAGUGUCAACGUAGAGGGACCAGACAUGGAGGUACAAAGUCCUGACGUUGAAGGUGACUUGAAGCUGAGAGGUCCAAAUUUCGGUAAACCCGAUUUUGACAUAAAAGGACCAAAAUUCAAAGGACCCGGCUGGAAGAUGCCUUCUUUCGGCGGGAAGGCUGACGUAGAUCUCCCAGAGGCAGAAGUCGAAGGACCAGGCGUGAAACUAGAAGGGCCUGAUGUAGAUCUCGAGGGUCCUGAUGUAGAUCUGGAAGGCCCAGAUGUGAAAGGAGGGUUCAAGUUCAAAGGGCCUAAGUUUGGCAAACCAAAGUUCAAGAUGCCUAAGUUCGGCGGGAAGGCAGACGUCGAUCUCCCUGAGGCAGAACUUGAGGGUCCUGACGUGAACCUGGAGGCACCAGAUGUUGACGUAGAGGGUCCUGACGUUAAGGGAGGGUUCAAGUUGAAGGGGCCGAAAUUCGACACGCCGGACAUUGACAUCAAGGGACCAAAAUUCAAAGGACCAGGCUGGAAAAUGCCUUCGUUCGGAGGAAAGGCUGACGUAGAUCUUCCAGAUGCAGAGGUCGAAGGACCAGACGUGAAACUAGAAGGACCCGACGUCGACUUGGAGGCACCAGAUGUCGAUGUGGAAGGUCCGGAUGUGAAAGGUGGAUUCAAAUUCAAAGGGCCAAAGUUUGGGAAGCCAGACAUUGACAUCAAAGGGCCGAAAUUCAAAGGACCAGGCUGGAAGAUGCCUUCAUUCGGAGGAAAGGCAGACGUAGAUCUUCCAGAAGCAGAUAUCGAAGGGCCAGACGUAAAUCUAGAGGGACCUAAUGUUGACUUGGAGGGACCUAAUGUAGAUGUUGAGGGCCCAGACGUAAAGGGUGGCUUCAAAUUGAAAGGCCCGAAGUUUGGCAAACCCGAUUUUGACAUCAAAGGACCAAACUGGAAGAUGCCAAAGUUUGGCGGAAAGGCAGACGUCGAUCUUCCAGAUGCAGAGGUUGAAGGACCAGACGUGAAACUAGAAGGACCCGAUGUGAAGUUGGAAGGGCCUGACGUCGACCUUGAGGGGCCAGAUGUUGAAGGUGGACUAAAGCUCAAAGGUCCAAAAUUCGGUAAACCUGACUUUGACAUUAAGGGUCCCAAAUUCAAAGGACCAGGCUGGAAGAUGCCUUCGUUUGGAGGGAAAGCUGAUGUAGACCUUCCAGAGGCAGAGGUCGAAGGGCCUGUCAUGAAGGUAGAAGGACCUGAUGUCGACCUGCAAGGGCCUGAUGUCGAUGUUGAGGGCCCAGACGUGAAGGGUGGCUUCAAAUUGAAAGGUCCGAAGUUUGGCAAACCCGAUUUUGACAUCAAAGGACCAAAUUGGAAAAUGCCUUCUUUCGGAGGAAAGGCAGACGUCGAUCUUCCAGAAGGGGAGGUCGAAGGACCAGACGUGAAACUAGAAGAACCUGACGUCGACCUUGAGGGCCCAGAUGUUGAAGGUGGACUGAAGUUGAAAGGUCCAAAAUUCGGUAAACCUGACUUUGAUAUUAAGGGUCCCAAAUUCAAAGGACCAGGGUGGAAGAUGCCUUCGUUCGGAGGAAAGGCUGAUGUAGAUCUUCCAGAUGCAGAGGUCGAAGGACCAGACGUGAAACUAGAAGGACCCGACGUCGACUUGGAGGCACCAGAUGUCGAUGUGGAAGGACCAGAUGUGAAAGGUGGAUUCAAAUUCAAAGGGCCUAAAUUUGGUAAGCCGGACAUUGACAUCAAAGCGCCGAAAUUCAAAGGACCAGGUUGGAAGAUGCCUUCAUUCGGAGGAAAGGCUGACGUCGAUCUUCCAGAAGGGGAAAUCGAAGGACCAGACGUGAAACUAGAAGGACCCGAUGUCGACUUGGAGGGACCUGAUGUAGAUCUCGAGGGUCCUGAUGUAGAUCUUGAAGGCCCAGAUGUGAAAGGAGGAUUCAAGUUCAAAGGGCCGAAGUUUGGCAAACCAAAGUUCAAGAUGCCCAAGUUCGGCGGGAAGGCAGACGUCGAUCUCCCUGAGGCAGAACUUGAGGGUCCUGACGUGAACCUGGAGGCACCAGAUGUUGACGUAGAGGGUCCUGACGUGAAGGGAGGGUUCAAGUUCAAGGGACCUAAAUUCGACGCGCCGGACAUUGAUAUCAAGGGACCAAAAUUCAAAGGUCCAGGCUGGAAGAUGCCUUCGUUUGGAGGAAAGGCUGAUGUCGAUCUUCCAGAAGGUAAGGUCGACGGACCAGACGUGCAACUAGAAGGACCUAAUGUUGACUUGGAGGGACCUAAUGUCGAUGUUGAGGGCCCAGACGUGAAGGGUGGCUUCAAACUGAAAGGCCCGAAGUUUGGCAAACCCGAUUUUGACAUCAAAGGACCGAACUGGAAGAUGCCAAAGUUUGGCGGAAAGGCAGACGUCGAUCUUCCAGAAGGGGAGGUCGAAGGACCAGACGUGAAACUAGAAGGGCCUGACGUCAACAUUGAGGCACCAGAUGUCGAUGUGGAAGGACCAGAUGUGAAAGGUGGAUUCAAAUUCAAAGGGCCUAAAUUUGGGAAGCCAGACAUUGACAUCAAAGGGCCGAAAUUCAAAGGACCAGGCUGGAAGAUGCCUUCAUUCGGAGGAAAGGCAGACGUGGAUCUUCCAGAUGCAGAGGUCGAAGGACCAGACGUGAAACUAGAAGGGCCUGACGUCGACCUUGAGGGACCAGACGUCGAAGGAGGACUGAAGCUCAAAGGUCCGAAAUUCGGCAAACCUGACUUUGACAUUAAGGGACCAAAAUUCAAAGGACCAAGCUGGAAGAUGCCUUCAUUCGGAGGAAAGGCUGAUGUAGAUCUUCCAGAGGCAGAGGUCGAAGGACCAGAUGUGAAUCUUGAAGGACCCAAUGUCGACCUGGAAGGACCAGAUCUUGACGUAGAAGGACCAGAUGUGAAAGGAGGAUUCAAGUUCAAAGGGCCAAAGUUUGGCAAACCAAAGUUCAAGAUGCCCAAGUUCGGCGGGAAGGCAGACGUCGAUCUCCCUGAGGCAGACCUUGAGGGUCCUGACGUGAACCUGGAGGUACCAGAUGUUGACGUAGAGGGUCCUGACGUGAAGGGAGGGUUCAAGUUUAAGGGCCCAAAAUUCGACGCACCGGACAUUGAUAUCAAGGGACCAAAAUUCAAAGGACCAGGCUGGAAGAUGCCUUCAUUCGGAGGAAAGGCAGACGUCGAUCUUCCAGAUGCAGAGGUCGAAGGACCAGACGUGAAACUAGAAGGACCCGAUGUCGACUUGGAGGCACCAGAUGUCGAUGUGGAAGGACCAGAUGUGAAAGGUGGAUUCAAACUGAAAGGGCCUAAAUUUGGGAAACCAGACAUUGACAUCAAAGCGCCGAAAUUCAAAGGACCAGGUUGGAAGAUGCCUUCAUUCGGAGGAAAGGCUGACGUAGAUCUUCCAGAAGGGGAUAUCGAAGGACCAGACGUGAAACUAGAAGGACCCGAUGUCGAUUUGGAGGGACCUGAUGUGGAUCUCGAGGGUCCUGAUGUAGAUCUUGAAGGCCCAGAUGUGAAAGGAGGGUUCAAGUUCAAAGGACCAAAGUUUGGCAAACCAAAGUUCAAGAUGCCCAAGUUCGGCGGGAAGGCAGACGUCGAUCUCCCUGAGGCAGACCUUGAGGGUCCUGACGUGAACCUGGAGGCACCAGAUGUUGACGUAGAGGGUCCUGACGUGAAGGGAGGGUUCAAGUUGAAGGGCCCCAAAUUCGACGCACCGGACAUUGAUAUCAAGGGACCAAAAUUCAAAGGACCAGGCUGGAAGAUGCCUUCGUUCGGAGGAAAGGCUGAUGUCGAUCUUCCAGAAGGAAAUGUCGAAGGACCAGACGUGAAACUAGAAGGACCCGAUGUCGACUUGGAGGCACCAGAUGUCGAUGUGGAAGGUCCAGAUGUGAAAGGUGGAUUCAAAUUCAAAGGGCCUAAAUUUGGUAAGCCCGACAUUGACAUCAAAGGGCCGAAAUUCAAAGGACCAAGCUGGAAGAUGCCUUCAUUCGGAGGAAAGGCAGAUGUUGAUCUUCCUGAGGCUGAGCUUGAAGGGCCCCAUGUUGACGUUGAGGGACCAGAUAUGAAUUUAGAAAGUCCCGAUGCCAAGGGAGGAUUCAAGUUCAAAGGUCCAAAAUUCGGCAAGCCUGACUUCCACAUGAAGAAGCCAACAUUCAAGUCUCCAUCAUUUCGAUGGAAAGGUAAGAAAGUCAAGACGCCUUCCGUAGAGAUUGAUGCCCCAUCAGCAGAAAUAGGAGCUUUGAAUCUGGAAACGCCCGGCCUUGAUAUCAAUGCACCUAAAGUCAGCGGUGAAGUACCCGACAUCAACUUGGAAAGCCCUGGAUAUAAGGGUAAAUCUUUGACACUAGGAUCCCCAGACCUAGACAUAGAAGGACCGAAGGUAAAAUCGCCCUCUUGGUUUGACAGAAUGAAGGCAAGAUUCCGAACACCUUCAGGAAACCUGGAGGGACCCGAUGUGAAACUAGACUCACCAGAUCUUGAUAUCGAUUCUCCGGACCUGGAAGGGCCAGACGUAGACCUGAAGGGCCCGAAAGUGAAAGGACCGAAAUUCAAAUUUGGAAAGCCAAAAUUCAAAUCACCAGACUUUAAGAUGAAGGGACCCAACCUGAAAGGACCUUCCUUUGGUGGCCGUCUUUCUGGUGAAUUUGAAGCACCCGAAGUUGGAGGUGAUGUCGACUUAGGCAUAGCAGAAGCAGAGGUUUUGGCACCAGACGCAGACAUUCCAGACUGGGACGUAAACGUGGAGGGACCAGAGGUUGAAGGUGGUCUUUCCGGAAAAUUCAAGUCUCCAAAACUUAAAGGCCCAGACGUUGAUGUGGACGGUCCGGACAUUGAUGGCAAGUUUAAAGGUCCGAAGUUCCACAUGCCGCACUUAAAAAUGCCAAAGUUCAAGUCCCCAAAAUUUGGCGGGAAGGCAAACAUCGACAUUCCUGAGGGAGAAGUGGAAGGCCCCGAUGUCAGUCUUGAUGUUGAUGCACCUGAUGUAGACAUUGAAGGUCCGGAGGUAAAAGGCAAGAAAUGGAAGAGGCCAAAAUUCAAGGGUCCAGAUAUUCACAUGCCUUCAGUGAAGAUGCCCAAGUUCGGAGGAAAAGCUGACAUAGACCUCCCAGAGGGGGACAUAAAGGGACCAGAUGUCGAUAUCGAGGGACCAGACUUGAAGCUUAGGGGACCAGACGUUGACAUUGACGCACCAAAAGUGGAUCUUGAAGGACCUGAUGUGAAGGGCGGAAAAUUCAAAAUGCCAUCAUUCAAAGGCCCAGAUUUCAGCCUGCCGAAAUUUGGAGGAAAAGCAGGUGUCGACCUACCAGAGGGUAAACUUGAGGGACCUAAUGUUGAUAUUGAAGGGCCAGACGUCAAUAUAGAAGGUCCAGACGUCGACGUAGACCUUGAAGGACCAGACGUGAAAGGAGGGAAGUUCAAAAUGCCCAAGAUCAAAGGCCCAGACAUCAGCCUGCCCUCAAUGAAGAUGCCCAAGUUUGGAAUGAAGGGUGACGUCGACCUGCCAGAAGGCGAAUUCAAGGGACCCAGUGUUGAUGUCGAGGGACCAGAUGUCAAUCUAGAAGGUCCGGACGUUGACGUGGACCUCGAGGGACCAGAUGUGAAGGGUGGAAAAUUCAAAAUGCCAAAAUUCAAGGGUCCAGAUUUCAGCAUGCCGUCAAUAGGGAUGCCGAAGUUUGGAGGAAAAGGAGAUAUUGACCUGCCAGAAGGAGAGGUCAGAGGUCCCAACAUUGAUGUCGAUGUAGAAGGCCCGGAUGUUGACCUGAAGGGGCCAAAGGUUGACGUUGAUGUGGAUGCCCCUGAUGUCGAUAUAGACGGGCCUGAAGUGAAAGGAGGAAAAUUCAAAAUGCCACAUCUGAAGGGCCCUGAUAUUCACAUGCCUUCCUUCAAGAUGCCAAAGUUUGGAGGCAAAGCUGACGUUGAUCUGCCAGAAGGAGAAAUCGAAGGGCCCAAAGUAGAUAUCGAGGGCCCGGAUGUCGAUCUGAGGGGCCCUGAUGUCGAUAUCGAAGGACCUGAGGUUAAAGGUGGGAAAUUCAAAAUGCCAAAGUUCAAGGGUCCCCAUUUCGACAUGCCAUCGAUGAAGAUGCCUUCAUUUGGCGGGAAAGCUGAUGUUGAUCUCCCGGAAGGUCACGCCGAGGGGCCUGAUGUCGACGUAGACCUGAAGGCUGAAGGACCAGACGUGGACAUAGACGUGGAGGGGCCAGACGUGAAGGGUGGGAAAUUCAAAGGACCUGACUUCCAUAUCGGAAAACCUAAUAUCAAAAUGCCUUCCUUCAAGAAACCCCACUUCGGUGGAAAGGCUGAUGUGGAUUUACCGGAAGGGGAACUGGAAGGACCGAACGUUGACGCCAGCCUUAAAGGACCUGACGUUGACAUUGACAGUCCUGAGUUGAAAGGGAAGAUGUCAAAUCCCAAGUUCAAGGGGCCCAGCUUUGAUAUGCCCUCUGUGAAAUUGCCAUCCUUCGGCUGGAAACACAAAGGCCCAAAAGCCGAUGUAGAUCUUCCAGAAGCAGAAGUACAGAGGCCAGACGUCAGCAUGGAAGGACCAGAUGUAAACCUGAAGGGUCCAGACUUUGAUGCAAAUCUUGAAAGCCCGGAUCUUGAUAUCGCAGGGCCAGAGGGCAAGGGAAAAUUUAAAUCACCAAAGUUCAAAGGACCUGGCUUCCAUCUGCCACAAGUAAAGUUUCCUUCCUUGGGAAGAAAAGCAAGGCCUCCCUCAGGAGAGAUAGGUGUCGAUGUCGAUGCCCCGAAUGUCGGUGUAGAAGGCCCAGACGUUGACGUAGAAGGUCCAGAGGUAAAGGGAAAGAUCAAAUCUCCAAAAUUCAAAGGUCCUGACUUCCACAUGCCUCAUGUAAAAUUUCCCUCUCUGGGAAGAAAAGCAAGGCCUCCUUCAGGGGAGGUAGAUGUAGAUGUCGAUGCUCCGAAUGUCAGUGUAGAAGGCCCAGACGUUGACCUGGAAGGUCCAGAGAUUAAAGGGAAGACGAAAUCUCCAAAAUUCAAAGGUCCGGACUUCCACAUGCCUCACGUUAAAUUUCCCUCUCUGGGAAGAAAAGCAAGGCCUCCCUCUGGGGAGAUAGAUGUUGAUGUCGAUGCUCCAAAUGUCAGUGUAGAAGGCCCAGACGUCGACCUGGAAGGUCCAGAGAUAAAAGGAAAGACGAAAUCUCCAAAAUUCAAAGGUCCAGACUUCCACAUGCCACACAUAAAAUUCCCUUCUUUGGGCAGAAAAGCAAAGCAUCCAUCAGGGGACCUUGAUAUAGACGUCGAAGGUCCAGACGCUAGAGUUGAAGGGCCUGACGUCACAGGUCCAGAAGCUAAAGGCGGGCUAUCAGGGAAGUUCUCGGGACCAAAGUUUAGAGGCCCGAAAUUCGGCUUUGGAGGAAAGGGCCACGACCUCGACGCGAACCUAGACCUUCCUGAGGGCGAAGUAAGAGGUCCCAGUGCGGACCUGGAAGGUCCGGACGUCGACAUGCAGGGACCAGAAGCCGAAGGGUCUUGGAAAUUCAAAGGACCCGAUUUCAACUUCAAAAAACCUAAGUUUGGUUUCGGCGCCAAGUCGCCUGAGCUGAACGGUGAGGGUGACUUGCCACAAGCACACGUACAGGGUCCCGAUGUAAAUAUCAAUGGAACAGGUGACGUGGAAGCACCGCAUGUCAAGGGUGGAAUUUCUGGCAGAUUUGACGCGCCAAAGUUCAAGGGACCUUCAUUCGGAUUUGGCGCGAAAAGACCAAAAGUAGAUAUUGAAUCGCCAGACGCGGAACUUUCGGGUCCAGAUGCCCCAGAUGUAGACGUUGAAGGGUCGAAAGGUGGCAUACACAUCCCGCGUUUUAGAUUCGGGGCGAAAAAGCCUUCGACGGACGCCGACGUAGACAUAGCUGUAGGGGAGGUUCAUGCUCCCGACGCGGAGAUAAGUUCACCAGACUGGAGAACUGACGUAGAUGCGCCCGAGGUGAAGGGUAGAGCCUCCGGACGUUUCGGGAAAGUUAAGGGAUUCAAAGGACCAAAGUUUGGAGGAUUUAAAGUUAGUGGAAAGGGAGGGGAUGUAGAUACAGAUGUAGACUAUCCAGAGGGUUCAUCACCCAACGCGGACUUUGAGGGAUCGGAUGUAAGAGUUAGAGGGCCAAAGGUUAAGGGUGGCUUUUCUCACAGAAUGAGAAACCUUAAGGAUGAAUUGAAAGAUGCGGCACAGGCAGUUAAGGAAGGUCUAACAGGCGCGCCAGAUGAGAUCAAAGGUGGAGUAAGGACGGAAGGGAGGUAUGGUGGUACGUUAAAAGGAAAUCUACCAAGCCCUGAAGGCGACGCCUCCUCCGCCAGACCUCUUGCCAUACCCGACGUCAGCGGAGAAGGGUCUCUCAAGACCUACAGAAGACCGGAGGCAUCUCUGUCUGCGCCCGACGCCAGCGCUGAGGGAGCGGCCGAGGGUUACAGCACCAGCGUGACGAUCAAGAGCAGCCCGUCCAGAUUCAGAUCGUCCAAGCACGUCACCGUGGGAGGACAGGACACAAAAACGACAUAUGUGUCGACCGUAACCAAGACCACUAAGACCGUGUUGGUGGAUGUUGAGGCUCAGGGUAAGGCAGCGGAAGAGGGGGCGAGCGAUCUUCUCGCCGACAUACAGGACGCCCUGGCAGUGGGCGGAGACUCUAAGGUGUCGGCGAGUGCGUCGUCCGAGGGAGUUGACGUCAGACUAAAAGGCCCGGAAUAAUGAAGAAAAAUAACAGACGUCAGAUGAUGCAUCGCUGUACUGAUCGCCCCAUCAUCCGGCUGAAGUCACGUCUGUCCAGAGCGCCAGCCCAAAACGACUCUGGCGACGCGGGCUUCUGCUUCAGCUGCAGUUCCAAACUCUUCCGCAAGGCAUCGCUGCUUUGGAAUCACCGCUGUAUUUACCCACUUAAACUACGUACUCUGAGCCAAACUUCUUCAUUCUACAAGAAACAAAACAAAAACAAAACAACAACAAAAACUACA
Branchiostoma belcheri (Belcher's lancelet) is the source of this 14002-nucleotide messenger RNA. RefSeq names its product neuroblast differentiation-associated protein AHNAK-like. Gene Ontology annotation, biological process: regulation of RNA splicing. The record is from RefSeq and is a predicted model, not a curated record. Gene Ontology annotation, molecular function: protein binding. NCBI's taxonomy places the organism in Eukaryota, Metazoa, Chordata, Leptocardii, Amphioxiformes, Branchiostomatidae. Gene Ontology annotation, cellular component: cytoplasm; nucleus.